AGUUGAGCAGUUUAUGACUUGAAUGGAGGUGGCUUCGAAUUUCCAAACAUUGUCUUUUGGACCUCGAAUCAGUCGAACCCACUUCGGAAAUAUCGUCAGCCAACUCAUUAGUCUACAGAGAAGCCCCCUCCUGAGCUAGGGGGUAGGAAGGUUGCCAACACAGCAUUAUUCAAUUGAUGUCUGCCUUUGGAGUGAUGUAUCUGCUCAUUAUUCUCAGGAGACAAAUCUGGCAAUUGAGUUUGCUUCCCUUUAUGCAGCUGCUUUUCCACAUCAGCUUGCACUUCUGGAACCUGCCCCUCUUGAUGAUUUGAAUCACUUCUUCUUGGAACUUGCUUAGCAGGUUGUGAAUUCUGCUUCAGAACUUCACAGUUGUGCCCUAUCUUCAUGCAUUUUCCACAAUAGGUUGGCUUCCAUUCAAAUUCUACCUUCUGUUGAAAUGUUCUCCCAGAGGGAUCCAUCACUUGCACUACAUCAGGGACACAUUGAGUUCAGAGGAUACAUAGCUUCAGCUCAUUCCAACAUCAAUGGUGUUCAGACUGAUAAUCGCUUUCCUUCACCUUUUCAAAUGCAAUCCAAUGCAGUUUCAACUGGCAGAAUUAAAAUAGGGUCUGGACAUUUUCCUGGACAUGGUGCUUUUGAUUCAAGAAGUGAAACUUUCACGCCUUUUAGGCAGGGCCCCCAUUCACAUUCACUGAGACCAUGCCGGGUCAUGAGUGAGGAUUCCGAGGGAACUUUGAGUGGUGAAAACAUCUUGCUAAAUGAGGAAAGCUUGGCACAGGAUCUUAAGACUGCUAUUAAAGAGGAGAACUAUGCCCGAGCAGCAAAGAUUAGGGAUAGCCUCCGGCUACUCCAAGAGGACAGUAAGGCCUGUGUACUAGCAGCAAAUGCUCGCUUUUACAAUUCUUUCAGAAAUGGAAACUUAGCUGCAAUGCAAGCCCUCUGGUCACAAGGUGAGAAUGUUUGUGUCGUGCACCCUGGUGUUAGUGGCAUAAUAGGCUAUGAUCUCGUAAUGGGAAGCUGGGAGUUUGUCUGGGCAGAAUAUGAUUUUCCACUUGAUAUCGAGAUCAGGGAUGUUCAAGUUCACGUUAGAGGUGAUAUCGGGUAUGUUACAUGCAUUGAGAUGGUCAAAACUAAAGGCAGCAGCUGGGGAAAACAAUUUGCUACCAAUGUUUUUGAGAAGGUUGAUGGGCAAUGGUGUAUGUGUAUUCAUCAUGCAUCCUAUAUCGACUUGUAAAAUGUGAACUAUAAAGUUCUUGUAGAAGUUGUGGAUAUUGAGUGAUGAAUAUGUUAGGCGCGCAGAAGUUUUGUAGCUUUUCUUCUACUAUAGUUGUGACCUAUUAUUAAUGAAUUAUAAUACUUUGCUAAUGAGAAGAGGUAAUGGAUGUAUUAUGAUCUUUGUGUUGUAUCUCUGAAUGUUUUGGUAAUCGCACCUUUUUGUUGUUA
Messenger RNA from Solanum dulcamara, 1443 nucleotides. RefSeq lists its product as uncharacterized. Gene Ontology annotation, molecular function: protein binding. The record is from RefSeq and is a predicted model, not a curated record. The coding region runs from base 437 to 1234 and encodes 265 amino acids. NCBI's taxonomy places the organism in Eukaryota, Viridiplantae, Streptophyta, Magnoliopsida, Solanales, Solanaceae. The transcript has 5 exons.